Molecule: messenger RNA, 2744 nt
Organism: Athene cunicularia (burrowing owl)
Lineage: Eukaryota; Metazoa; Chordata; Aves; Strigiformes; Strigidae
Gene: CCNJL
Product: cyclin J like
Exons: 5
Coding region: 118-1191 (357 amino acids)
Biological process (GO): mitotic cell cycle phase transition; regulation of cyclin-dependent protein serine/threonine kinase activity
Cellular component (GO): cytoplasm; nucleus; cyclin-dependent protein kinase holoenzyme complex
Molecular function (GO): cyclin-dependent protein serine/threonine kinase regulator activity
Source: RefSeq, a predicted model, not a curated record
UUCUGAAAUGCAUUUGCUCAGCCCCGUUACAAAACCAUCCAAACCAGAGGAAAUCUUGUCUCCUGAGCUCAGGAACUCAAGCUGCCUGUGUAUAAGGCUCAUUCACCACAGAUUGGGAUGCGCCGAUACUUCAUUGAUCUUUUGACUGUUCUCAGCAACCAUUGCAAUCUCUGCCCUGUGGCCCGGCAUCUUGCUAUCUAUUUACUGGACCUCUUUAUGGAUCGCUAUGAUAUCACUGUCAAGCAACUGCACAUCGUUUCAUUUGCCUGUCUUCUCCUUGCAAGUAAAUUUGAAGAAAAAGAAGAUAAAGUUCCAAAGUUGGAGCAAUUAAAUAACCUGGCAUACGUGUGCAGUGUGAAUGUGGUAUUGAACAAGAAAGACUUGCUUAGAAUGGAAAUGCUGCUUUUGGAAAAUUUCAACUGGAACCUCUAUCUACCAACACCUGCACACUACAUUGACUACUACCUCCAUGUGUCCAUCGGCGAGAAUGACCUUCACAAUGGCUGGCCAAUCACCUCACUGACCAAAAUCAAAGAUUUUCUGGAGAAAUAUGCAUAUUAUUUCCUUGAUUUCUCAGUGCAAGAUCACACUUUCCUCCAUUUUCGUCCAUCUCUGAUUGCUGCAGCUUGUGUAUGUGCCUCACGUAUCUGUAUGCAGAUUUCUCCUGCCUGGACAACACAGCUUGAAUUGCUAACGUGUUAUUCCUGGGAACAUCUUGCCCAAUGCAUUGAAAUGAUGCUCAUAUAUUAUGAGAAUGACAUUAAAGAAGCCAGUAACAUAAAAAAGCAAGUAACAAUCCAAUAUCAAGAACAGGAAGCAGUGGGGAAUCUGAGCCAUCAAGCCACUACUCAAGUUCUCUUCCAGCAAUCCAGUUAUCACCCUUUAGCCCAGCAUUCAGCUGCGCUUUCCCAGUUCCAGUCGCCAGUGCAAGAUUUGUGCUCUGCUUACCGUGACUCCUUGCAGGCCCCCAGGCCCAGCAGUGUGCUCGCUGAGCGCGCUGGCAGCCCGCUGCGCUCCUACACAGCAAUUCAGGGCAGCCUUCGGCCACCUGCCCACACGCUGCCCAUCCAAACGCCCGUUGCCGUGCAGGUGGCAUUGGGAACAGAGCCCAGACACUGCAUUUCCGUGGCUUAUGGCAGUAGUUACUUCAGUGGUCAUCACUCGUAUGCAGCUGGGUGUUUUGACGGGUAAAUAAAUAUGGAGAAAAGGGUGAUGCGAAGAAGAGCUGAAGAAGAUAGCUUGUGAGUGUUACAAGAUGUCCAUCUGAAUGAAACCAUGAAGGAACAGAAUUCUUACGACUCAUUCAGAGGAUGUUGAUCUGGAUCUACUGAUCACUGGAACCUCGGUGCCUUUCUGCCAAGGGUUUUACCCUUGGCUCUUAAUGAGAGAGAAAUAGAAAUUAAUAAAUAUACCUCAGUCAGUGUCAGUUUCAGGCAUCUGCGUAGAAACCGUGUGGAGAUUAUUUCCUCCCAGUCUUCACUUAGUGACUUGUCAGAGUUGGCUGAAAGCUUGCGUUGAAGAGUUAUUGGCUGGAGUGUUUGAAUUUCUGGCAAAGCAGCAAUGUACCUAGGGGAUGAUGUUGGAAAACACGGAGUGCUCUCCUUCUCUCCCAGUGAUGUGUGACUUGAACAGUGUUGGCUUAUACUACUGGAACCUUCUAUUAAAAUAUACUGAAAUUGGUAUCAGUUAAAUAUGAACUUCUUUUAUGCAGAAAUCUGUGUAGAACACUUAAUUUUCUUUGAGCAGAAGUGAUAGUUCAGGAGUAAGACUUUAGAAUAAAAGGAAAAAAAAAGGAAAACAGACCAGAAGACUAUCAAAUUAUUUUUGACUUAAAAUUCUCUUGGAAUCUAAGUGUGGUGCUGCUGAGUGGAACAUCACUCUGCCUUCAAAUAUUUUAGAAAUAAAACCAAAACCUUAAAUCAUCUCUUCGAUCUUUAAUGUGCUGCUGCUUUUGAGACUGGAGAUUAUAUUUAGUAAGUUUGUUCAUGAGCUUUAUCAGGGAUUUAAUGUUACUUGAAAUCCUCUUGGAAGAACUCCUGAAAGGUUCACUGCCUUCAGUUAUUUCAUCUUUUGGUCUCGGCGACUUGUGGCAGUAGUUCAGGCUUGGGACAGAGGAACUGGUGUUAAUGGGGGCGAGGAUAGGGAGCUGGUUAACUCUACUGUGAAAUUAGAGUUUGAUUGCAGUGCUAGACAAUGACUGACCUAUUUUUUUUUAAUAACAUCAUUCUCUUGAAAAACGUAACUGGUAAAUUGAAGAUCCUGUUGCUUCUUCACAACAAGAUGCACACCUACUGUCACAUAUCCAAAGGUUUUUUUUCUUGACUGAAACCAGGGAUAAUUGUUCAAAAAACUCUAUAAUAGGCUUUUUUAUGUUAAUGUAGGUAUUUGCAACAAAUGGACUUCUGCAGAUGUGAAACUUCAGUUUUGAUAUAUGCAACCACUAUUGUGAGGUUUUUUUGAAGGCAGUACUCUUGGUUUGUCCUUCCUCUGAAGGUCCUCAGGACAGCAAUACAAGUGAUGUGCAAUAUGUAUGCUUUUACUGACUUGGGGCAAUUUUUUAAAGUCACAUGUCACAGUGCUGUUUUAAAUUAUAUUUUUAGAGAAUUGUUUUUAAGGGUAUUUUAGGGUGGAGGGGAAAAACUAGCCUGCAUGCUAAUGUGUGCUUGUGUAACUGUGUCUGAGAAUGCAACUUUUAGUAUUAAUUUCUUCCGUUCAGCAGGUUAGAGGAAUCUUCUUGUUAUUUU